GUAAUUUUCAUGGAUACAAGCUUCCAGCCAAAUCGUCUCUAAAAGUUGAUGCAUGGAAAGGGAGAAGAGAUGAAACAUGGAAAAACACAUCGAGAUCAGGUAGCAAAAAGCUUGCCUGAUUGGGAACAGAAGUUUAUGGCUUACAAGGCAUUAAAGAAGAAAGUGAAACUGAUAAACCCCCAUUCAAGCCGUGGAAAUUUUUCAGAUGGUGUAAACAAUGAGGGGAAUUUACCAACAGAAGACAUGGGCUUCACCCUGUUAUUAGACAGGGAACUCGAUAAGAUCAAUACAUUUUACAUCGACAAAGAGGAAGAUUAUGUCAUCAAAUUCAGAGAACUGGAAAUCAGGGCUGAAAACUUAACCGGUAAUGAAGAAAUGUUGGAAGUGCUGAGGGAAAUUUUAGCUUUUCAGUCCGAGAUGGUGAUGCUACACCAUUUUAGUAUCACUAACUUUCAAGGGUUGAUCAAGAUUGUGAAGAAGCACAAGAAGCGGACAGGUGCUUAUUCUGUGUACUCAUCCUACAUGCCAUGGGAUCUGCAACAGCCAUUCUUAUCUACUGAUUUGCUUUUCAAUCUUAUCAUGGGAUGUGAAGCAAUACUUGACCGUCUCUCUCCCCCGAAUUAUCCUUAAGCCCAAUCUGAUUGAGCCAUUGAAGACAAUCAUA
Durio zibethinus is the source of this 664-nucleotide messenger RNA. RefSeq names its product SPX domain-containing protein 2-like. The record is from RefSeq and is a predicted model, not a curated record. Gene Ontology annotation, biological process: cellular response to phosphate starvation. Lineage: Eukaryota; Viridiplantae; Streptophyta; Magnoliopsida; Malvales; Malvaceae.